CACUCGGGAUAAAUGACGCUAUCCUCCCUCGCUCUGUCUCCGCACUGCUGCCUGCCAGCUUCUGUUGUGUGUCACACGCAGCAUCCUCAGCAUCAAUAGCCGAGUAGGGAUACCGUGUUGGACAUUUUGCGCGACUCAAAAUUGUUUUUUUUUUGUCGCUAUGCAGAUGAUCUGAAUCGAGACACCCUCCUCCAUCUGCAGGACUCGAUGGUGCUGAACAGGCUUGUCUGAUCUGGCCAGCGUGGGGAGGUGGUGCUGGUCCGAGAUAAAAAAAAAAUUCUGUGUGUUGGGAAAAAAACAAAAACAACAGCAUCCACUGCGCCGUCCUUGCCGUGAAUGGACUGCUAUUCCCCUCCGUGAUUGUCUGCAGUGACUCUGAGUCAUUUGGCGGCGGAGAAGAUGGCGGACCGGGCUGAGAUGUUUUCCCUCUCCACUUUCCACUCCCUCUCUCCUCCAGGCUGCAGGCCAGCCCAUGACAUCAGCUUGGAGGAGUUUGAUGAUGAAGAUCUCUCGGAAAUCACAGACGACUGCGGGAUCGGACUAAAUUAUGACUCGGAUCCUUAUGAAAAGGACUCCCUAAUUUUGGAGAAGAAUGACAUGCACCACCCAGUGUGCUCCUUCCAGGACGACUUCCAGGAGUUUGAAAUGAUUGAUGACGACGAUGAAGAUGAGGACGACGAAGAGGAGGAGGAAGAAGACGAUCCCGACGCACCCCCGUCUCCCUCGGCCUCCCCUCCACCCUCACCGACUCUGGGCACCCUGAAGAGCAGACCCACUACUCUGAACCUCACGGCAGCUGUGUCACAGGAUUCAUUGAACAACAACAGCAGUCUGUCACCAAAGAAAGGAAGUUGGCAGGACUCAUUGCGUAACCCAUCUUUACAGGGCCGCACAACUCCAACCCACUCGUGCUUGGACGAUGGCAACCAUGUGACAGGCCAGUGCCCAGCCUCUUCAGUUGUCCAGCCACCAGUGUCCCAGAGUCAAGGUACUCCAGCAAAACAAGCAGGGGAGGGUGGGAACCCCCUUUCCCCUCACAGGCCCCUCUUGUGUGACAUGGAGGGCAACAGGCGGGAGAGGCUUGAAUACGGCUCAUUUGGUCAACUCAAGUCCCAUCCUUGCCCUGGUGACAUUAUCCAACCAAAAGCUGACCCUUUAAUCCAGACCACCAGAGUACCAUCUGUAGAUGAGCAAUCCCAGUGUUCGGACACAGAGGUGGACCAUGACCUCAACAAUGGCCACAGUCACAAACAUUCAAACCGGCUUGCCACAGACACAUACACAAUUACCAGUGAGUCUGGCAUGGAGGCGGGGAACGAUCUCGAUCCGGAUGGAACCAGUCACUGCUUGUCAUCCACUGCGCCCUUGGGAGCCACAGAUGGCGCUGACACCCCCUUGUCAGAGGACGAGCUCGAUAAGGACUUUGAAGUUGAGUUCAUGCACAAGGAGACAUACGACAUGGUGUGCAAGGAGAAUCAGUCGUCAUACAUUGAGUUCCCAUCCAUUGAACCCUUUGAUCCUGCUUCCUUCUCCAGUUAUGUAUCCUCUGGUCACCUAGAUGCUUUUGACCGACCCAAACUCUCUGAUUCUCAGCCAAUGGCAGCUGCGCUGGCAGCAGCCAAUGAUUCCACCUCUCCAUCUUCAGACCCAGGGAUCGCUGACAUGAACCAGCAAGGUUAUGUGACCUCAGACCAGGACAAAGAACUGAGCUCCCCAGGUUCUGACUCUGAGCUUGAUGGAGAAGUGGAAAUAGAAUUUGCCAGUGGAGGUCCUGUGGUUUCCAAUAUGAUCUCCUCCAUCUCAGAAACAGAGCUUGACCUUACUAGUGAGAGCAGCAGUGGCCGCUCUUCUCACCUCACCAACUCCAUCGAGGAGGCCAGCUCACCAACAUCAGACCAGGAACUGGACCCGGAUACAGAGUUAGAGCAGGACAGUGGAAUCGUGGGACUGAAAGCGUCUCUCUUUUUGGGUCAACCUGACCCAAUCAAAGAAGGGUCUCCUUUACCCUCUCCGUCCCCUUUACCCUCCCCAACCAUUGGCACCCCAUCACCCGUGGGCUCCCCUAUUUUGCCUCCUGAAUGCUACGAUGGCGACCAAGCUCUGAGGGGCUUGCAAAAUGGAGACGACUACCUGUCUUGCGAGCACCAAGCUGAUCCAGACGAGACUCUUCCUCCAGCCCAGCGGUGUGAGGACAGUCUCUCCAGACAGAUGGUGCUCCAGAUAGAACCAGAUCACAGUCUUGAGAGCUUCAAACGCUCCUUCUACCUACCAGUGGGCCCCCGGAUAAUGCCCACCGCAGAUGAUUAUGAUGAAAACAGUGAGGGGGAUUCUGAGUCAGAAAGCGAAGAUGACCUGAGUGAAAACUCUGACUCACCCUGGUUGCUUAGCAACCUGGUCAACAGGAUGAUCUCAGAAGGCUCAUACCCCAUCAGCUGUCCUGAGGAGUGCUUCAAACGGGAGGUUUCUGUGUCGGAUACCAUCUCCCCGUCCUCAGACAUCGGCGACGGAGAUAGUUUUUCUGAGGAUGACCCAGGGAAGAAAUCAGGAAUUAAUAGAUUAGAGGAUGAAGAGACAGAUGGUGAACUGUUGAGAAAAAUUGAGAGAAGUAGGGUGGAGUGUACAAAUAAAGGCGUAAGCAUGAACUCUUGCCUCUAUAUGAGCAACCCGACUGGGGACACAAUUACCCCACUGGAUCACUGUUUAGAGAAUUCAAGAGAAACCACCAAUUACUCCUCAUGUACCACCAAAGUGAAGAACUUUACAGAUAAACCGUCCAAGAACAGCAAGAGACCAGAGGAAGAGAAAGAGCCCGAUAAUGACUUGAUGAUGCAAGAGGGAAGGAAGGACCUUGACUCUCCGAGCCUUACUGACAGCAUCAUCAGUGACAAAGACACAGGGAGGGAGACCGAGCCCAGGACGACUAGUCGCUCCUCAGCUUCUCUUGAACGUAUCACAGAGGUCAAACACAGCCUAACACUGGACAUACCCACUGCUCAGACGAACCGUUGCUUCAGCCUCACCUACUCCACGGACAAUGAUGAAGAAGACGAACAUGAAUACUCUUACCCGCUCUUGGAUGACUUGAGGAGGCAGUCCCACAGGGAUAAUGAGUUGCAGCUGGACAGGUCACCACCUGUUGAUACCUGUGUGCCAGACCAUCCCUGCCCGGACCGUGAUCUCCCACCUUGUGAGAAAGACCUGUCUCCAAAGCAGCCAAGUGUAGAUGACGGACUGGCCUAUGACUCCAUGAAGUACACACUUGUGGUUGAUGAGAACACAACUCUGGAACUAGUCAGCCUCAGAAGGUGCACAUCAGUUCUGAGUGAUGACAGCGAGCUCUCCACGUUGUGUGAUGAGGAGCCUCUGGAGAUGGGGCAGGUGGACUAUUGCGAAGAUGAGGAAGUACGGCCACAGCUCCUCAGUUCUUCUGAGGACUCAUCUCCCGAGGCGGACAUCCCAUUUUCCAAGAAAUUCCUAAAUGUCUUUGUCAACAGCACCUCACGCUCCUCCAGUACUGAAUCCUUUGGACUUUUCUCCUGUACCAUCAACGGAGAGGAGCGGGACCAAACACACAGAGCGGUAUACAGGUUCAUUCCCAGACAUGCAGAUGAGCUGGAGUUGGAUGUGGAUGAUCCUCUGUUUGUAGAGGAGGAAGAGGAUGACUACUGGUACAGAGGCUACAACAUGCGGACAGGAGAAAGGGGCAUCUUCCCUGCCUUCUAUGCCCAUGAAGUCAUUGGCCAGUCUAAAGAGAUGCUGGCCAUGAAACGUAACCCGGCAUGGAUGGAGACUUUCGAUGUUCAGUUCUUGGGUUCUGUUGAGGUACCUCAUCAUCAAGGCAACGGCAUUCUGUGUGCCGCCAUGCAGAAGAUUGCGCUAUCCAGGAAAAGGACAGUGCACGUGCGGCCUCCCUCCCUGUGCGAGUUGGAGAUCAGCUUGCAAGGAGUGAAGCUGAUCAUGAGCCUGGAGGAUGAAUACGACUGUCUCGAUGAGUUUGACCGAUGUAGUCACUUCUUCCAAAUGAAGAACAUCUCCUUCUGCGGUUGCCAUCCGCGGAACAACUGCUACUUUGGCUUUAUCACGAAGCAUCCGAUGCUGAACAGAUUUGCUUGCCAUGUGUUUGUAUCCCAAGAGUCCAUGCGACCUGUAGCAGAGUGUGUCGGACGGGCCUUCCAGGAAUAUUACCAGGAACAUCUGGAGUACGCCUGCCCCACUGAGGACAUCUACUUGGAGUAAGGAGGCGUUGCCUUCCUCCGCUUCAACGACGCUGUGCUUACACUCAUCCCCCUGGCCACCAGAGGGCGCUACAAAAGGCUGUGCUCUUCAUUCUCUUUUGGAAAAUCUCUCCUUUUGUCCCUCAGAGACUGGGCUCUUCAGUUCCACGACAAAUUCAUCUCUCUGUCUUGUGUCCAUCUCAGUGGACGGUUGAAUGUUUCUUUUACCGUUUUUUUCUAAGACACUAUUCUAAGACGCUGAGCACCUGUUUUUCCUCUUCCGUCACGUAAACGAGCGACCAUACUACUGAUGAUUGACAGUCCCAUGCAUGGCUAGGAGGGUUACUGCACACAGCAACACAUACGCAGGAGAAUGGUGAGCAGCUCAAUGACAACGCUGCCUCCUUGUAAAUAUUUGUUCAAUGUUCAAGGCUGACUCGGUGUCGACAUGGCAGCAGAGUAGAGAGAGUACAGUGAGCUUACCUCUGUGUCGCGUACGUGUGAUGUAAAUAGAUGUAUAGCAAGUAGACAAACAAACAAACGUCAUCUAGAUUAGGAAUCACUCACAGCAGCUGAAGGGAAUGGUAGUUUAGUUAGUGGUAUUUAAUGGCGAGGGGAACGUGAGACUCACUCGGGAGGAAUUUCGUCAACGAUUUAGGAAUAUUCGGGUCACACUAAAAAGGAAAAAAAUACAGUUAUGAUAUUUAAUAGUUUUUCCAGUAUUAAGUUGUCAUUUUUCAGGAUGAAUGCUGAAAUUCCCACAUGAGCCUAAAGGCAACACUCCAGUCCAACUACUCCUGUGUCUUCAUAUACUAAUCACGUAGUAUCAUUCAAACACUUCCGCUUUUGAGCAUAAUAUCACUUUAUUCUCUGACUUUAUUCUUGUAACAUUCUUGACUUUAUUCUUCCAACAUUUUGACCUUUUUCCCCCCUAGUAAAAUGUGACUUCAUUCUGGUAAUAUUAAGACUAUACCUUUAUUCACAGAAGAUUCAGACUUUUUCAUGCAAAAUUGUGACUUAUUUCUUAUUUAGAUAAGAUUUUCACUUUUCCCCUGAAAAUAUUUUACGAUAAUAUUGAUAUAAUUAUAUUAUACUGUUUAUGCUUCAAUAAUACAAAAAAAAAAAUUCAAUUUCAUAAUGCAUUUUUUGUCUCAAAAAGUUCCUCCAUCCAUCCAUCCAUCCAUCCAUUUUCAAUGCCGCUUAUCCUCAUUAGGGUCGCAGGGGUAUGCUGGAGCCUAUCCCAGCUGACUUUUGGGUGUGAGGUGGGGUACACCCUGGACUGGUCGCCAGCCAAUCGCAGGGCACAUAUAGACAAACAACCAUUCACACUCACAUUCAUACCUAUGGACAAUUUAGAGUCACCAAUUAACCUAACAUGCAUGUUUUUGGAUGUGGGAGGAAACUGGAGUACCCGAGAAAACCCACACACGCACGGGGAGAACAUGCAAACUCCACACAGAAAUGCCCAACGGAGAUUCUUCCCGAUCUCCUGACUGUGUGGCCAACAUACUAACCACUCGGCCACUGUCCGACUAAAAAAAACUCCUGUAUUCUGCAAAUAAAUUUGUGUAAAAUUACACCUUAAAUUUUUUAAAUUCAAAAAUGAGAUUUUAACUUUACUUUUAAGAAACAUAUAAUGAAAACAUAUCAAAAAUAUAUGACAAUAUAUUCCAAUCUACUAAUAUAUCUUCUACUAUGUUACACUUUCUGCACUCUGUGUGUGUGCUGCCGGCCCCGCCUCCACCCACCAAGACAGAGACUGUAUGACUGACCAAAGGGCUCACUCCGUUCAUGCCGUUGUUCUAUGGCACAAAUGUGCCAAAGUGAUGGAACCAAUGCAAAGAGUGAACUCUCUUCCUGCCUGUUUGGAGGCGGGAGACGAAGAAAACAGAUGCGCAUGCACAUGGCAAUGUAUUGAGGCCGGCAAAAUGAUCAAGUCCGUUUUCAUUUAUUGUGUGAUUGAUUAAUGCAUUUUUUUAUCAUCUCAGGGCUGGUGCCCACAAGACAGUUUUUUCUGAACAAUAAAUAUUGUCACGUUUUAGACUCACGAGAUCUUGUGACACCAAUUUCUCUGAAUAUUACAACUUUUCCCUCGAAAGAAACACAACUUUCUUCUUGUCGUUAUUGCUCGCAGUACAAUACAAUUUUCUUCCUUUUUAGUGUGACACUAAUACUUCUUACACUGAGUAACGCUAGUGAUGAUUUUGCCACAGUUGCACUCCCCGCUCACCUCCUCUAGAGAGAGCUCCCACGGCUCUUAACGCUCGACGAUGACUGUCAUGCUGGUAUUGCAAGCUAAUGCCCAGUGAAAAGCCAUAUUCACACUCCAACGACUGUUCUGCUCCUUUUUUUUGGCAGUUGAAUCAAAGGGAAGGGUGGAGGUUUAGACGGGAUUCGAGGUAUGAUCGUCACACGCUCUCAUAUUUAUUUAUUGCUUUUAGUGUGGCGACGGUUCGAGCAUCAGUCAUAUAUACACAAACGGUACGGGGGCUGCAGAAUAUUUAACAGCUUAUACAAGAAGAGGCUUGGUUUUGUUACUCCUCAGAAACUGUAUAUUACUGUAGUCUGCAGUUUUCAGUCACACAUGGCAGGAAAAAGGUUUAUUUCCACUGUCAUUUAGCCCAUGUAUAUAUACAAUAGAGACUCCAAAAUAGUGCUGUGUCCCUUUUCUUCUGUCUGUUAUUGAACUACUACGUUAUUGAUUGAAAAAAAAAAAAAGAAAUCAACCCAACAACACAAAAACAAACAAAAAAAAACACAUUAAUGUGUAUGUAAUGUGCAAUAAUUUCAUUUGGCUGUCUUAUGUUUCCCUCAUAAUAUCAUACACGUGGCAUUUUUAGGUGUGCGGAGACGCUUCAGCAACAGCAUUUUUAGGAUGCAAUUAGUUAGCUACGACAUAAUGCUGUCAAUGCCUCGCUCCGUUUAUGAUCCAUAUUGAUCCGAUUAUGUUUGCCCUUUUCACGCAAUGUCAUGAACACGUUUCUGUAUACUUAUAGAGGAAUACGGUACAGUAUGUGACUGAGCAAACAUAUCUUUUACCUUUAAAAACUUGUCAAAUUCAAAGCGGGAGAAAAAAAAAUUAAAAUACGUACAAAAAAAUCUGCCUUGUAAUGAAUUUGGUCUUACAAAUAAAAUAUAUGCUUGAUGUCCAAAA
Molecule: messenger RNA, 7368 nt
Organism: Dunckerocampus dactyliophorus (ringed pipefish)
Lineage: Eukaryota; Metazoa; Chordata; Actinopteri; Syngnathiformes; Syngnathidae
Gene: mapk8ip2
Product: mitogen-activated protein kinase 8 interacting protein 2
Exons: 14
Coding region: 400-4236 (1278 amino acids)
Biological process (GO): regulation of JNK cascade
Cellular component (GO): cytoplasm
Molecular function (GO): protein binding
Source: RefSeq, a predicted model, not a curated record